UACUUUAUUAUUAUUACUUUCAGUAAUAAUUUAGGAUUUGCCUCCAUUGCAUCCAUUUUUGAUUAGCCAGUAUGGGCGGAUCCAGUGUUUCUAAAACCAACAGGCCAAUGGGUGGGCGCACCAAUAUGUAAUGCAUGACAGGAGGUAUAUUUGUGGAGUUAAGUUUCAACACAUUUUUCUGAAUAAUCAGUUGUGGUACAUGAAAACUACAGUAGUGGGUCUAUGGGGGGGUAGGGGGUUUAAACCUCCCCUUGGGCUUUUUUUUUAUUAUUUUCAGUGUAUCUUUUCACCCCAAAAUCGUUACGAAGGUAAAAUAAUGACGAAAAUAUUUGGGCCAAAUCCCCCCCUUGGCAAAAAGCUAGAUCCGCCCCUGAACUACAGUAUGGCAUCUAAAUCUUUGGAAUGCUGUUACAUCCUGUAUUCUUCACAAGGUCAAAGCUUGUUAGAAUGGUGUUUUGAUAAAAAUAUACAUAGUGGAACUUCUAUAAAGGGAAAUAAGAAUUGACCAUUAGACUCUUGAAAAAACAUUCUCGUCAAUGUGACACCUUUAACUUUGACAGCCUUUUUCACACCAAGUUUUAGUAUUUUGUUAACUUUCAUACUGCAUAUUUAAUAUUAUUAAAUGAGUGCUUGCUUGAUCCAUUUGGAGGGGCCAAUACAAUUCAUAAUUACAUGGCAGUAAAAUUUGACAUAUUUUUAAUCUCAUUGAAAAUAACAUUCUAGAGACACCAAGAUCCCCUCUAAAACUACCCCUAUCAGUCAACACAAAAAGGUGUUAAAUGCUGGCUCCGCAUUUAGGCAGUGCCUAAAUCUAUAUAUUAUUAUCCUAGCUUACUUCAAUUACAUAUAAAAUGAGACUGUUGUUUGUAUUUUUGCCUAAGUCUUCGAUUUGGAUCAAACUUGGUCAACUGAAAGGGGUUAAUAGAUGGAUUAACGCACGAGCACCCAUUUGAGUCCUAACAAUUUUGUUGUCAAGAUUUUGACUCCGGAGGUUUGAGCCUAAGAGGGUAGUACUAUUGAAGGGGCUGUUUUGGGGGGCAUUUUGAUCGUCAAUCAACGCAAUGCCGUUAAAGGAACGAAUUGUAUUGCGAAUAUUUUAAAAUAAGCAUUAUUUCAGCUUCUAGGAAAUGUGAAUUUUUUUACCAUUUUAUAUAUAGCAAGUUGCUUCAGUAGUUUUUACCUAUGCUUACAUGCGUUGACGACAACCUUUUUGCUUCCAAUAUGAAGGCUAAACCUAAGUAAAUCUAUUUAUCUAAGUCAGACAGUAGAAAAAAAUCGUGUAUUUUACCCACGCUUACAUGCGUUGACGACAACCUUUUUGCUUCCAAUAUGAAGGCUAAACCUAAGUAAAUCUUUCUAUCUAAGUCAGACAGUAGAAAAAAUCGUGUUUUUUGGCCAAUUUCCAUGAUUACCUAAUUAAAUCUGUACCGAUAACUUACGGGCCAAUUACCAGAAACAAAGGCCCACAGGGGGCGGGGGCUGUUUUUUCAACGGCCCACUGGGCCCUUAAACAAGCACCCGCGGCAGCUUUCACAUCAUUGGCUAUGGAUAUUCUGUCAAACUGUCUCAAACUUCUUGCCAACCUUCUUAGUACCACACAGCUGCCACUCUCAAGCUUUUUUGAUAAAAAUCAAUAUCAUUUGAAAGGAACUAUAGAAAGAGAUGUACUAGCGUUCGAAAUCAAGUCUGCUUUACUAGCAAUGACCCUUGGCUCAGGCCUCUCUGUUCUGUGCCUGUUAAUGUCCAUUGCUACAUGUCUCGGACAAAAUCUUCUUCAUGAAGACGACGACUACUAUCGUCGCUCAAUCAUAUUUGUCGCACAUCAAGGCAAGCGUCUUUUGGUGCCUAUUUCUGCUGCUAACACGUCAAAUGAAACCGUUACACAGAAAAGCCUUUUAGCAAAUGAUGUCAUUGACUGCUCUUUCGAGUGUCUUGCUGAAAAGUGGUGCCACUCCCUAAACGUCAAGUUGACAUUGACGAAGAGUGGGCAACACGUUUGUGAGCUCAUCUCCACAGAUAGAUAUAACCAACCUCAAUACUUGGUACAAGACAACGACUCCGUGCACUUUGGGAUAAAGUCCCCUUGUGAAGACUCGCCUUGCAAGAAUGGAGAUUGUGUGACUAUUUACCACGAGCCAUUCUUCCAUUGCGCAUGCCCAGCCGGUUUUACUGGACAAACUUGUUCAGCAGACGUGGCUGAGUGCGGAGGUCGAUCACAUGGUUGCCAUGCCAACGCAAGCUGCAUCAACAUCCCGGGAUCCUACAGAUGUGCUUGCAAAGAUGGCUUUACAGGGGAUGGAAAAACGUGUUUUAUUAUCGUGAAUCAAUUUGACAACAUGGGGCAUUCUGGGAGAUCAGGCCUGAUACAAACUUUCCGUGUCCCCAAAACCGGUCUUUACAGAAUCGAGGCAGGAGGCGCAAGUGGUGGUACGCACUGUCCAAGCUAUGGUGAUCAACCCGGCACGUACUACGGUGGCAAAGGCGCCAUCGUGUCGGGCAUCUUCACACUCAUAAACGGCACCGAGCUGAAGAUUGUGGUCGGUCUGCGCGGAGGGGACUCGGUAGAAGUGCAAGAUGGACAGAGUACUACAAUGACAGCAGCACAGCUAGGAAAAUCAGUGGAGGAUAAUGCAGGCACAGGGGGAGGGGGUGGAUCGUUUGUGUAUACUAGCGAUAGAAGGCUAUUAGUAAUAGCUGGUGGGGGAGGGGGUGCGUCAAAUGGGUACAAUGGAGUGGAUGGUCAGUCAGGUGAAAAUGGAUACAGAAGCUCUGGGACAAAUUAUGGUCAAUCACGCGCGGGAGGGACAGGGGGCAAUCCAGGGGAGUGUAACAGUGCUGGAAGUAGCUACCAUGGGGGAGUGGGUGCGGGUUGGGAUGGUACUGGCUGUACAAGGCUUGGGCCCGAACAUGGUGAGCGAGGGGGGUCUAUAGAGAAGGGCUGGGUCGGGGGAAGGGCUGGGGGCAUGAAUAGUGGCUACAACGGCGGUCCUGCCCCGGGUGCUGUGGGUGGAUUUGGAGGAGGGGGUGGAGGAUCCGAGGAUAACGGUGCCUCAGGGGGUGGUGGUGGGUAUUCAGGAGGUGGGAGUGGUACACAUUCCGGGCAAGCCGGUGGGGGAGGGGGCUCGUAUUGUGGAGGAAGUAGCUGUAGUGCUGUUACCGGCGGAAACUCGAAAGAAUACGGUUUUUUAAAAAUCACAUACCUUGGUGUUUAAGAUGGAUCGUCUCAAAGGAUGGGAAGCGUGGUUUGAAAAAAAAAUACUUUUUCAGAGGUUAGCCGUGACGAUGUUAGUAUUUUGUGCUAGUUUUUAGCCAUAUCAUUAAAAAGGUUUUGGCUUGAGACAAGAAAAGGUAUUUUGUCUAACGAAUUGGCUACAUUUUCGGUGAUUUCGACUCGUACAGGAAAUGUUAGCAAAAUCCACCUAAAAGCAACCGGUCAGCAAAAACAAUCUUAGAGAUUAUAUAAUUUAAGUGUCUCGAAAGGUUUUUGCAUAAUAUUAUUACCUAAUAGUAGUCCAGGUUUCAGGCGAAUUUUUAUUUAUUUAUUAAAUUUUCAAAUCAAAUACUCCAAAUCAAAUACUCCCUUGAGUGUAUUGUUAGUAAGCAUUGUAAGCACUCUCACUGGGGGGUGGUCACUGCCAGAGGUUUUAUUGCGUCCCCAGUGGUUCUUUUACGUCCCUUCGAUUCAGGUUAGUGUAUUGCAGCUUGAAAAGACGGGACCUCCGGUUUAGUGCCCUUAUCCCAGAAGAAUGGAAACACGGGAGAAUAACUUCAACUCACUUGUGACACAAAUUCGAAUCAAGGUUGUACACCGAAAAAAGAAAUUAUGAGCCAGGAUUCGAAACUAGGCCACACGCUAACACACUAGGCCAUCCAUGCUUCGGAACCGAGGCAAUACGGCAAGCCACGAACCCAGUCCCUCUUACUCCUCCUCCACCCCACUUCUCCUCCUCACUUCUCCUCCCCACAUACAGGACAUAAGGGGUACAUACGGGGUAUAUAAGGGGUUAUGAAGGGGUAUAUACGGGGUACAUAAGGGGUACAUAUGGAGCAUCUAUAACCUAGCUCUAUAGCCUCUUUGGCGUUCUAAAUACUAUGUAUACAGAUAUGUAGCUAAGCUAUGUAAUGAUGGGGAGGCUAUAUAGCGAUAGGCUAUGUAAGUUGUCUAUGUAGCUGGCUAUACAGUGAUGAGGGAUAGGCUAUAGAGCUUGCCUAUGGAGCUAGGCUAUAUAGCGAUUAGCUAAGCUAUAUGGUUGACAGGAGCAAAAAAUGGCAAAAUUAAAUUUGUUGUGUUAGCUUUAGUAUUUUUUGGUAGAUGAUCCAUUCCAUUCUUGAAAUAUGAUUGAGCAAAGUUGCCAUAAAUCAUAAAAAAAGAAGCAAGCCCAAAUUGGACAAUUUCAAACAAAUCAAGAGUCUUACAAUUUGCAAUAUCUGUAGAAUGGAUUAUCUAACCAAAAAUACUUAUUUUGGUUAAUAUUACACAAGGAACAUCUAUGCAAAAAAUCAAGCGAAUAUAAGUUAACACGAGUUUACAAUUUUAACUUUGCCAUUCUUUGCUCCUGUCUAUAUGGUUAUAGGGUAUAGAACUUUCCUGAGUUGACUAUAAAGCGACAGGCUAUAGAGCUUGUGUAUCUAACUAGGCUAAAGCACAACUCCUUCCCAAUCCACCUCCUCCUAUUUAUUCAUUCCUCCACAUCCUCCACAGUCCUCCUCCAUUCCUCCUCACUCCUCCAUUCCUCCUCCUCCACACUCUACCUCUAUUCCUCCUCACUCCUCCUUCUUCUCCAUACUCCUCUUCCAUUCCUCCCCAUUUUUCCUCACUCCUCCUCCAUUCCUCCUCACUCCUCCUCACUUCUCCUCACUUCUCCUCACUUCACCUCACUCCACCUCACUCCUACUCACACCUCCUCCUCCAAACCUCCUUGCUCCUCCUAACUUCUCCUCCUCCUCACUCUCCCUCCUCCUCACAAUACAAUUCAAUAAUUUAUUUUCAGUCGAUGACAACGCUCGACAACACUUUUCAUUACACACUUACACAUUACAUAAUAAUUAUAAUUAUGGGAAAAAAGGGAGAAUUUACAUGCCGUUGCUGCAUUGGCAGUCAUGCAGGAUCAUGUCUGGUAGAUUCUCGCGGAACUCAGAGACGGAAUUUACAUUUUUGGCAGAGUGAGGAAGUUGGUUUCAAAAAUGUGGUAUUAAUUAAAAGAGUUAUGCAUAUACAUCGAUUUAUAGGGUGGCUUUGUGAAAUUAUUAACAGAAGAGCGCCAAUUGUACUGAGAGGACCGGGUUACAAAGAAGAUGGAGAGAUAACUAGCCUGUAGCAUCCUAUACAAUUUAAUAAAUAAUAAACGAGCCUAUCCCAAA
Molecule: messenger RNA, 5361 nt
Organism: Nematostella vectensis (starlet sea anemone)
Lineage: Eukaryota; Metazoa; Cnidaria; Anthozoa; Actiniaria; Edwardsiidae
Product: loricrin
Exons: 6
Coding region: 1545-3212 (555 amino acids)
Molecular function (GO): calcium ion binding
Source: RefSeq, a predicted model, not a curated record